AUGCAUCUACCAUUUGGAUGGACGAUGGAUAUACGAUACCCGCUACUAUUGACGCUGAUCGCCAUGAUCGAUCUCGUCAUCACGCUGAAGGACGUGCGCGUCAGUGUUCCGGUCGCCAUCAAGCGGGGCGAUAAUGCAAAUUUGAUCUGCCAUUACGACAUGGAGGGUGCCGAGCUGUACUCCGUCAAGUGGUACAAGGGAAAGCGUGAGUUUUUCCGCUACACACCGAAGGAAAUACCCGCCCUGAAAUCGUUCGUCGUCGCGGGACUCUCGGUGGAGCGCCCACUAUCGAACGGCAGCCAUCUCACAUUGAUGGCGGUCGAGCCUACGGCAACGGGUAAAUACAGCUGCGAAGUGUCCGCCGAUUUACCGUCAUUCGAUACGAUGAUCGUAUCCAGCGAGAUGGAAGUUGUUGACGUUCCUGUAACAAAGCCGCUAAUUACGGGCAUCAAACAGUUCUACCGAAUAGGGGACGUAGUGCUGGGGAACUGCACGUCCUACAACUCGAAACCGGCUGCCAAUCUUUCCUGGCUGUUGGACGACAAAAAGGUCAAUGCAUCACAGAUGAUGCAGUACCCGGUCUACAAGGAUCAUCGAAGCGGACUCGACACCUCUACCCUUGGAUUGUUUUUUCAUCUCUCACAUCACUUUCUCGGACGAAGUAAACUGAAAUUUAGCUGCAUUGCUAAAAUUCACGACGUCUAUGAGCAGCGUGUCGAUCGGUGGAUCGAGGAUGAGCGACCGAAGCUGAUGGCCGCCUCGGCGUCACCGGUUGGGCUGAAUCCGGUCAACUACGUCCAUUCGAUCUACGACCAGUCGUCGGCCGCAUCUUCCUACCAUCAUCACGAUGGUAGCGAUUUCGACAAUCAGAACAGCGAUGCCUACAUGACACAAAUACAAGGAGACAUGUCAUCAUCAGCAUCCAGCCUCGGUGCGGGGCGAAUAAUCCUUACGCUUGGUGUUCUGCAUUCUGGCAGCCGGACAGCACUGGUAGCGGUUAUGCAAAUAGUGUUUUCAACCGUAGUGGCAUUGCUUUCCGGUGCAGGAAGUGUAGGUCAACGGCCGGCGUCUUGUGGUCGCCGCCGGGGCACCCGUCACCUCUACGCAAUCUGAAUACGGUCGGACUCGGUGAUCGGUGUGAACAUAGCCAUAGCCGCCAAACCCAUUUCUCCCGUUCGCCCCCUUUCGUUAGUGGGUCAGUUUAGGUUUGCAUUCUGUGGAGUGGUUUCCAUUCCGAUGCUCGUGCACCCGGAAAUGGUUCCCAGCGAGGGCCAUUUAGCAUGGUUUGAAGAUGAGGCAAUGAAAAAAUGAGUAUCAUGCACAAUCCCUUUGGUACCGGGUACCGGGUAGAUCCGUGAAAACCAUCCGGUUGGAAGGACGGACAUCGUUUUAGUCGCGAGCGGAAACUGUCAAACGGAACGGAAAACAUCAAAAUCGUAGUAAAUGGAAUGUGAGUAAAUGAAGAAAAAAAUAAAUAAAUAAACAAACAAUAAAUGCACAGUGAAACAACCAAAACUUCUUUCCGGCAUCGAAGACGGGUCAGUACGGUCAAUAGAACGGAGGCAUUCCAUUUCGUUGUUGCGCGAUGUAAAUAUGGUUCGUUGCGUUGCUCAGGACAACAGUAGCAGCCGGUUGGUAUUUAAAAAUGAGAACAAGAAAAAACCAAGACCGGCAAAAAAAAGGAUGAGCGGUUGAGUUCAUUUUCUUCCCGCAGCUGAGUGAUCUUCCUGUUAAGAGAUAUGAUGUAAAUGCAAGUGAUGGUCGCAUGGACAGAAAAAAAGGAAACUAACGGUCAUUGAAGGGAGCACAAACUAGAACGGAAUGGAAAUGAUCCAAUAUCGUGUCCAGAAGGAAAUGACAGCACAAUGCACCCCCUGUAAGCUCGUCAAGAUUGCAGCCGUGAAUGAAACAAAUUUAAUAAAAAAAGUAUCCCUUCUCUCAGCGUCUGCCAGCGAUUUUUUAUUCUACCCGUUGUUUGGUUGUGGGUGUAGUGACCCUUUAAUGGUGGUAGCAAUGAAGAACGAGAAAUAAAAACUGUGACA
Molecule: messenger RNA, 2042 nt
Organism: Anopheles moucheti
Lineage: Eukaryota; Metazoa; Arthropoda; Insecta; Diptera; Culicidae
Exons: 7
Coding region: 1-1113 (370 amino acids)
Source: RefSeq, a predicted model, not a curated record